AUGCUCUGUUCUCUGCCGUCCCCCGUCUCCCCCGUCUCGCCCGUCGCCGUCUCUUCAAACCCCAGCCUGCCCCCUCGCAUUCUCUCCGAUUCUUCCCGCUUCACCGUUCUUCCCCCUUCCGCCUCACCCGCUCCACCGUUUCUUCCCCGUGCGCGCAUUCCCUCGCGCCCCUCGCCUCCCGUGACCGCCGCUCUGCCGCCAUGCGGCAGAGAGCGCUGGACGCGCGCGCGGGGGGGAUUGGCGGCGAGGAGGAGGGCCACAGUGGCCGCGGCGCACGUAGCAGGCGGGGGAAGUGGAGGAGGCGAUGACGGGGAAGGCACGGCGGUAGCGGGCAGCGCGUACCUUUGCGUGUUCCCCCUCAGCGGAGUGUGUCUGCCAACUCAUUCCGGGGCACUCAACGUGUUCGAGCCGCGCAUGCUGCAGCUGAUGGACGUGAUCACGUACGUGGCGGCGUCCCCCUCCUCUCCCCCCUCUGUGCUGCCGCGCUUCGCCCUGCUGCCCUCCUCCUGGACCACCGCGCUCGCCGCCGCUGCUGCCAUGCAGCAGGGGGGCAGCGGUGCAUGGCAGGGGGGAGGAGGGUUGGCUGGCGGGGGUGCUUUCACGUGGGAAGGGGAGCUGCGUGGGGAAGGGGAGGACGGUGGGGGGUCGACGUGGUUUGGAGGUGGGGGGCGAGGGAGCAGAGAUGGGGUUGCAGAGGAGGGGGUGGGGCAAGGCAGUGGGGAGUGGAGGAGUGUGGAGGAGGUGUUGAGAGAUGCGCCUGUGGGAUGUUCCUGUGUGGUGAGCGCACGCCCGUAUGCUGCUGCCCUCAUGCACCGCUUCUGUCUCACAAGUAUUGACAUUGCUUGGCACGUGUCAUCGGUUCUCGUGCUGUGUUGUGCUGCCGCUUCAACCAUGCACCAGUGUGCCUCGUGCAGCCCAUCCCUCAUAGCAAUCCGGCUUCACUCCCACGCCCAUCGCCUGGGUCCUCUCCCUCCUCCCACCCACACCCACACCCCUCCCCUCCCCUCCCCUCCCUCCCCUCCCCUCCCCUCUCCUCCCCACUUGCAGGUGCACUCGUCGCACACUGCGCCAGACGACUCUCGCCUGGUGACAUACGAGGCGACUCACCGCAUUGUCCCGCGGGCCAUGCGCCGUGUGCACCCCUUCCUCGUGCUGCUCUGCCACCCGCUGCACGACCACCCGCCGCUGCCCGUCAAUUCACCAGCCCCAGCAGCACAGCUGUACGCCGGGCAGGUGGACGCGGCAGAGAGGCACGUGUGGGAGCAACUCAAAGAGGUCGCCUGGCUCUCUGCUGUCCUCGCCCGCACCGGCACUGCCUCUCGCACCUCCUCUUCCUCUGGAAACCAGCAUGAGCAGCAGCAGGGGGCAGGGGGGCCACGGGAUGGUGCCCCACCGCCCUCUGCUGCGGCGUCGCUGCUGCCCGCGGCUGUGCUGCGCUUUGGCCCCGAUGCCAUGUCCGGCACGUCUCGCCGCGCCAACACCACCGCCCAGGCGGCCAAAUCAACGUGGCGGAGCAUGAAGGGUCCCCUGGCCUUGGAGCGGUCUGGUGGUGAGGGGAAGACGGCGAGCACGGGGGGUAGCGCUGCAGGGGGAGGUGCAGGGGCGGAGGGGGCGUGGAAUGACCCGUACUGGGUGGCGCGCGAAGCACUCAGCAAGGCCCGGCGACAAGAGGCGUUCUCUUUCGCUGCCGCUGACAUGGUGGACUUGGAGCAGCAGCAUCGCAACCUGCUGCUGGGCAUGACAUGCACGCUGGAGCGACUGCUAUGGGUGCAAGCAGCCAUCGAGCCUCACCUCGCCUCGCUGCGUGCUGAAAUGUCUCUGGUACUGCUCCCCGCCGCCAUGACGUACUUCCACUUCUUCAACUGCGCCGCGCUCUCCUUCGCGCCGCACCUCAUCUUCUACAAAGCCACGCCGCUGUCGGAGUACGGCACAUGGACGGCUAGUCUCAAGGCGGCGCUCGUCUUCUUCGCCGCCAUGCUGCUUAAGAUGAUCCUGUGGGCGUCGCUGCUGCCCGAGUUCGAUCACGACCCCGCGCUCGCCGCCCCUUCGCACCUAGACGCGCGCCAGGAGGCGUUGCGCGCGGUGAUAGGCGCGGGGGUGGACCUGGCGGGCAUGCGGUACGCGCUGGUGCACGUGAGCCACCGCAACAUGGCCUUUGAACACAAGUUCCAGGCCGUGGGCCUCGGGUGGGCACUGGCGGAGUCAGUGAGCAAGCGCCUGGUGCCGCUGUGGGUGGGGGCGGGCGGCAUGGAGUUCAAAUGGGACUUCCUGCUCGACGCCCUCUCCUCCAACAUCGAACUCGUGUCCACGGUGACCCUCGCAGCGCUGGCCUCGCUGCUCUGGCUGCGCCGCUCCAAGCCGCCUGCCCUCGUGCCGCUCAUCUACAUCGUUGCCUCUCUGCUCGCCGCACUGCCCUUCUCCUCCAGGUCCGCCCAUGCCCUGCUCUCCCCCCUUCUCCCCACCUGCAUUCCCACCACACCUCCAUGCUGUCCCGUGACUCUCACCACCAAUGCUUUCUGGAGCACGGAUUGGGGUGGCAGCCGUACGAGGUGGCAGGUGCGCACCUGGCAGCAUGCAUUGUGGCGGCAAUCAUCACAUGGCGCCUCUUCUCCGCCUGCUCACGCCAACCAGCGCCUGCUUGACACCGUCCCUUCCCCCUCUCCCCCUGCUGUAGCGGUGCUAGGUUGGUGA
Messenger RNA from Closterium sp. Naga37s-1, 2691 nucleotides. The record is from the annotation of a GenBank genome assembly. Lineage: Eukaryota; Viridiplantae; Streptophyta; Zygnematophyceae; Desmidiales; Closteriaceae.